Echinops telfairi (small Madagascar hedgehog) is the source of this 2308-nucleotide messenger RNA. RefSeq names its product cyclin J like (gene CCNJL). Gene Ontology annotation, biological process: mitotic cell cycle phase transition; regulation of cyclin-dependent protein serine/threonine kinase activity. Gene Ontology annotation, molecular function: cyclin-dependent protein serine/threonine kinase regulator activity. The transcript has 7 exons. Gene Ontology annotation, cellular component: nucleus; cytoplasm; cyclin-dependent protein kinase holoenzyme complex. The coding region runs from base 1 to 1857 and encodes 618 amino acids. NCBI's taxonomy places the organism in Eukaryota, Metazoa, Chordata, Mammalia, Afrosoricida, Tenrecidae. The record is from RefSeq and is a predicted model, not a curated record.
AUGAAUACCGAGCGCAAGGCCAGUAUAGCACUGGCUCCCGGGAAGCCGCCGGGAGCCUCCGCGAAGGUGGGCGGAAGCUUUCCGCCAAGACGAGGGAAGCGGGCGGGCAGGAAACGGGGCCCGCUCGGGCGGGAGGAAGACGAAUUCCCAGCCCCCCGGCCUCGGGGCGCCGGCCCGGCCGCGCAUGCGCGGAGCCGGCCCGCAGUCCCGGGCGAGCGAGGGAGGGGAGAGGAGAGGGGAGGGGGCCCCGAGCGGCCGGGAGGCUGCGAGCGCGGCGGGAGCCGAGGGCGAGCGGGGGCGCGGCGGCGGCCGGGGCGACCGGGCUGUGGAGGGGACCCCGAGAGCGUGGAGCGGCCCGGCGGGGACUCGGCCGCACGCAGGCCCUCGAGGGCCCCGCCGAGCCCGGCGCGGGAGGGAUGCGGAGAUGAAACCCUGCAAGUCGUUGGGAAAAAGCUGCAGCUCGCCCCGGGGCCCGGGAGCAGAGGGGAGGGAACUCCGCCACCUUCUCGGGACGUGAGGCGACCGCUAGCUCCGUGGAGCGGGGCCGGAGGGGCGCCCGUCCGGCCGCGCGGAGAGGGUGCCGGGGUCGGCGGCGGGGAGCGCGCGCCGCCGCCGCUGAAGUGGCCCUGUCCCCCUCGCAGGGUGCGCCCGCGGAGCCCGCUAGGCUCGGAUCGCGGCGCCGCGGCCACGACGAUGGAUGAGCCGUGGUGGGAAGGACGCGUCGCCGCGGACGUCCACUGCACCCUGCGCGAGAAGGAACUGAAGCUGCCUGCCUUCCGCGCCCACUCUCCGCUCCUGAAGAGCCGCCGGUUCUUUGUCGACAUCGUGACCCUGCUGAGCAGCCACUGCCAGCUGUGCCCCGCAGCCCGGCACCUGGCCGUCUACCUGCUGGACCACUUCAUGGAUCGCUACAACAUCUCCACCUCCAAGCACCUGUACACCGUGGCUGUCUCCUGCCUCCUGCUCGCAAGUAAGUUCGAGGACAGGGAAGACCACGUCCCCAAGUUGGAGCAGAUAAACAGCACUCGGAUGCUGAGCAGCCAGAACGUCACGCUCACCAAGAAGGAGCUGCUGAGCACAGAGCUGCUGCUCCUGGAAGCCUUUGGUUGGAACCUCUGCCUGCCCACGCCUGCCCACUUCCUGGACUACUACCUCUUGGCCUCCGUCAGUCAGAAGGACCACCACUGCCACAGCUGGCCCAGCACCUGCCCCCGCAAGACCAAAGAGUGCCUCAAGGAAUAUGCCCACUACUUCCUAGAGGUCACCUUGCAAGACCAUGUUUUCUACAAGUUCCAGCCGUCUGUGGUCGCUGCCGCCUGUGUCGGGGCCUCUCGGAUCUGCCUGCAGCUCUCUCCCUACUGGACCCGAGACCUGCAGAGGGUCUCUCACUACUCGCCCGAGCAGCUCAGCGUCUGCAUUGAAAUCCUGCUGGUAACUUAUGACAAUGUUUUGAAGGACGCUGUCGCAGUCAAGAGCCAGGCCUUGGCCAUGGUCCCUGGCACGCCUCCCGCCGCUUCCCAGGUGCUUUUUCAGCCGCCCACCGCCUACUCCACCCUCAGCCAGCCACCGUCGCUCCUGGCUGCGUGCCAGCCCCCUGUGCAAGACCUGUGCUUGGCCUACCGUGACUCGCUGCGGGCCCCCCGCCCGGGGAACCUGCUCUCGGGGGGCACGAGCUCAUUCCUGCACAUGCCAUACUCUGCCCUCCAGCCCUUGGACGUGUGCCCCGUGCCCCUGCCAGCGUCCCUCAGCAUGCAGAUGGCCAUCACAGCCGAGCCCAGGCACUGCCUGGCCUCCACCUAUGGGGGCAGCUACUUCAGUGGGAGCCAUGUGUUCCCCACGGGUUGUUUUGACAGAUAGAGCACCGGGGGCUACCUGGGAGAACUCGGAGAGCCAGCAGAGGAAGGGGAGGUCAGCGGAGUGAGGCCACAAGCAGCCUUCCCCUCAGGGCCUCCUGGACCUUGAACAUACUGGGCUUGCGCUCUUUCCACACACAACUCAUGCCGAGAGAAGAUUCCGUGCUAGACCUCACCUGAACACAUGCCUCUGAAAAUUGUCUUCCCCACGCGCACUGAGGGGCCAGGCUGCGGACCUCAAGCACUGGGCCAAGUUAAUCAAGAAAGACCUGGCAAGAAGCCAGGACGCGGGGAACUGGACGCCAGCCACAUGCCCUGAGCAUGCCCAGUUGUUAGUUUCAGAGAGCUACACUUUGCCGAUGGCAGCUGUACCACCCUGACCAGGGAGGGGCAGCCUGGCGUGGUCUCAGGAUCCUCGGAAAAUGUCCACUUUGGUGCUCUCUCCCUGGCUUCCU